Xiphias gladius (swordfish) is the source of this 3472-nucleotide messenger RNA. RefSeq names its product ankyrin repeat and SOCS box containing 7 (gene asb7). The transcript has 5 exons. NCBI's taxonomy places the organism in Eukaryota, Metazoa, Chordata, Actinopteri, Istiophoriformes, Xiphiidae. Gene Ontology annotation, biological process: intracellular signal transduction. The record is from RefSeq and is a predicted model, not a curated record. Gene Ontology annotation, molecular function: protein binding. Bases 332 to 1327 code for a protein of 331 amino acids.
UCUUAUUGUUUUUGCUGCUGGGGUCACACUGAUGUGCACAGAGAGACUUUGUUGUUAAAACUGAUUGUCCAACAGCGAAAUGAUGCUCAACACCGCAGAAACGGACAUAUAGGGAAGUUUCGAUAGAUAAUAUUGCUAAUUAGCGUUAGAUUAGAGUUGAGGGGGACAGAAAUAUGCAGCUUUGACAGUUCUUCCCAUCUUGAAGCUGAUUGGCUAAGUUGAACGUCGGCUCAGCGUCUGUCAAGAAUAACUAUUGAAGACAGAGUGCCUUCUUAUUUCUCUCUGAGCCUCCCUGACGGUGCAGCUGUAUAAUUAUAGGUGCAGCUCCGAUAUGACUAAGAGAAGCCCAUCUUUCCAGCUUGUCAAAAGGAUGCUGAACCAUCACUGCAGAAGGAACCCUGAGCUUCAUGAGGAGCUGCAGAUCCAGGCUGCAGUGGCAGCUGGGGAUGUCUGCACUGUCAGGAGAAUGCUGGAGCAAGGAUACUCACCCAAAAUCCGUGAUGCCAACGGCUGGACGCUGCUCCACUUCUCUGCUGCCAAAGGAAAAGAGAGAUGUGUUCGAGUCUUUCUGGAGCAUGGAGCUGACCCCACGGUGAAGGACUUUAUUGGUGGUUUCACAGCACUUCACUAUGCUGCUAUGCAUGGUAGAGCACGCAUCGCCCGACUGAUGCUGGAAUCUGAGUUUCGCAGUGACAUUAUAAAUGCAAAAAGCAACGAUGGCUGGACACCGCUGCACGUGGCCGCCCACUACGGUCGAGACUCGUUUGUACGCCUCCUCCUCGAGUUCAGGGCCGAGGUGGACCCACUGAGUGACAAAGGUACCACACCACUACAGUUGGCCAUCAUCCGUGAGCGCUCCAGCUGUGUACGGAUCCUCCUGGACCAUAGUGCCAACAUUGACAUUCAAAAUGGCUUCCUGCUGCGGUAUGCCGUCAUCAAAGGUAAUCAUUCAUACUGCCGCAUGUUCCUGCAGAGGGGAGCAGACACUAAUCUUGGGCGUCUUGAAGACGGCCAGACCCCCCUGCACCUGUCAGCCCUCAGGGAUGAUGUGCUGUGCGCCCAGAUGCUCUACACGUAUGGAGCUAAUACCAACACCAGGAACUACGAGGGCCAGACACCUGUAGCUGUAUCGGUUAGCAUGUCUGGGAUCAGCCGGCCCUGUCUGGACUUCUUGCAGGAGGUCACCAGACAACCUCGGACUCUACAAGACUUGUGUCGAAUAAAAAUCCGCCACUGCAUCGGCCUUCAAAGUUUGAAAUUCUUGGAGGAUCUACCAAUUGCAAAGGUUAUGAAAGACUAUUUAAAACAUAAGUUUGACAAUGUGUGAAGGCAACAUCAAUAAAAGAGGAAAGGAUGACUAAAAACUCUCUCCCAUUUAUGAAGACUAUGCAAUCACUAAGUCCACAGGUCUGUUCCAUAUACACUGAGGGAUAGUUAGUCCAAUUUGUUUGUCCAGCUCAUCACAUUAAAAAUGGUUUCCUGCUUCAGUUCUCAAUUUCAGCUUUUUUUACAGUCAGAACAGUUACUGAAGAAUGGAAACAGAGCCACCUAAUGUGAGAAAAGGUUAUUGUUUUUGUGGGAAAAAGAAACCUCGUUUUACUGCAGAUAGUAUUCUAUUUAUGCUGUUACUGUGCAUGAUAUUAUCCUUGCUGGCUCAGAUCGUCAUAAAGUGUGUACUUGCCAUGGAGUGUAUUUUAAUUAAUUUCCUCCCAACUACUUUUACUGAGCUAUAGGGAGUUAAACACGACAUGCCACAUUGAUGAUUUUUUUUUUGACUCAAAAUCACAAAGUUUUGAGCUACUUGGAUACUGAUAGAUACACUCCCUGAUUAUUUUUUAAAUCUGGUUCCAAACCUCCAAAUUCAUUACCCACAUCUCCAAUUUGUUCAAUGUCUUAUUAAGCAAAGUAGCACUCAUGCUGUGCCCACUGAUGGCUCCUUCCCACGGUUAGAGAAACAGUUGAUCUUUCAGAGCUUUCUAGGUGAGAUAAGCAAGGUGGACAUGAUCUUUCUACAUAGCUAGCUAGCUACGUAGAAAGACAAAAGCAGUGUUACAAUUUUGCUUUGAACAGAAAGCAAGAAGGAAAACAGAAUGCUGAGCGACAGAUGGCUGGGAGAUGUGGACAGUAUGAUCUAUUUGAUUUAUAUCUAUCGCAUCACAGUCUGAGUCAAGGCUACAGUAGCCACAGCAUAUAAAAUACUAUUCCAGUAAUAUUAAAACAAGCUCACUACAGUCUAUAACAAACAGCUGGCCAAAAUUUCUGACCUGCCAGAAAUUCAUCUGACCCUCCAGCAGCCAGAAUUGUAAUUGUUCAGGCAGCGAAUCAGGCAUCACCACGCCCCUCAAACUGAAUGUCAAAAUCCACAGCCAAUCUGGCGUAAAUUUGGCUCUAAAGUUUAAUAUUAAAAUUAGCAGGAGGGGAAAAUUGGGCUUAAUCUGUACAGUUUCGUCCCAGCAUGAAAUCAAAAUGUCAUGUCAGGCUGAAUGAACUGAAACAAAAUGUCCUCCCAGCUCACUGCUGAUGCUUGAGCUGAAUUUUAAAAUAUCAACAGUAAGCUGAGCAGUAAUUUUGAGGUUUAGGUUUUGAGGGUGCUACUGGGUGUUGUAACAAAAUCGGGCAGUAUAUAAAUAAUACAUAAGAUUAGAUUUACUCUAAAAUUGCUUGGCAUUGUUUUUUUUCUGAUAUGCAAGAAUUACUUGCACAGACACAAGAAUAUACCAUACAAUUGAAAUGGUUUUGCAACUUAAAUUGCCUAGAAAUAAUUUGAUACUACCAGUUGAAAAGCAAAAGUGUUCUGUAGUGAUCAACCCGAAAUCAAGUUGCUUUAACAAUUUCUACACUAUAUUUAGUACAUUAAAGUUUGGAGUGAGUGGCUGUGAUCAAAUUCUCUUCUGAAAGCACCACAUUGACUCACUAAAGGUGUGGUUUAAAUAUAGUCUGUUUUGGAUAACACUGACACAAUCGCUAGAAGCUAAAGUCAAUGUAAAUAUGUUACAUGUACAACAGAUAUUUUUGUAGAAUUUAUUUAAGCAAUGAUCUCUGGUAUUCUUAAUGUAUUUAAAGUUUGGAUAUAAUAUGAUCUGUUUGGUGUGACUCAAAUAUUUCUUUUUUUCUGUGUGUCUGAGUUCAAAUACUCUGUUGUACAGGAAUCAUUUGAAAUCAAGUGUUUUAUUUCUAUGGCAGAAAUGUUGGGUGCUUUCUUAAAAUUCAUCAUCUGCAUCUUGCAGGUUACUCUUGCAGGUUGUGGAGAUGAUACUGUGAAUUUUCAUUUUGACAAUUAAAAUAAAAUGUAGGAUUUGGGGUUCUAAAUAAUACCCAUGCAACAAGAUUUUUUUUCUUUGUGUCUGCAUGUGUUUAAAAUUGCAUAGUGAACUUAUGUGGCACCUAAAGUUGGUUUUCCUAAAAUGUUGUAUUCACAAAUCCAUUCUGUUUUCACCUGCAUUAAAAUAUCAGUGGUCAUGUUCAUAUUUAA